Messenger RNA from Botrytis fragariae, 411 nucleotides. RefSeq names its product putative 2og-fe oxygenase protein. The record is from RefSeq and is a predicted model, not a curated record. The transcript is spliced from 2 exons. The coding region runs from base 1 to 411 and encodes 136 amino acids. NCBI's taxonomy places the organism in Eukaryota, Fungi, Ascomycota, Leotiomycetes, Helotiales, Sclerotiniaceae.
AUGCCUCCUUCAAGCUAUUUCAAGCAAUGGCCGGAAUUCCCUUCCAAUGUCUUGGAAGCAGGAAUAGAAAAUGUCGAAGCUAAUUGGAGAUAUGUUAGACCGGAGCCCGGCUGCGUCAUUGUUCUAAUCGGAGAUACACUGGUAGAAUGGACUGCGGGAGCUUUGCGUGCUUCUAUACACCGUGUCGUUACUGCGCCGGGAAAACGGGCUGCUGCAACAAGAUUAGGUCUAGGAUAUUUUCUCAGACCUUCUCAUACUACGAGAAUGUCUAGAUUGAUUAGCGACAAUGGUACUCUCCCUAUACUUGCACUGGGAGAGGCGGGAGACGAGCGUGGUGUUGCGGAAUGGGCGCAGUGUAAAGCCAAUGGAGAUGUAGCGGCGGCGGUUGAGGCGGCGGGCAAAGGAAAGUAG